This is a messenger RNA of Salvelinus namaycush (lake trout), 1247 nucleotides long. It is a transcript of the gene st8sia5, whose product is annotated as ST8 alpha-N-acetyl-neuraminide alpha-2,8-sialyltransferase 5. Gene Ontology annotation, molecular function: alpha-N-acetylneuraminate alpha-2,8-sialyltransferase activity. The record is from RefSeq and is a predicted model, not a curated record. Gene Ontology annotation, biological process: N-glycan processing; oligosaccharide metabolic process. The transcript is spliced from 8 exons. Bases 1 to 1233 code for a protein of 410 amino acids. Lineage: Eukaryota; Metazoa; Chordata; Actinopteri; Salmoniformes; Salmonidae.
AUGGGAUACUCCGACCCUACGUCGGGUAGAGAUUUACUCGGCAAUAGGUCGCUUUGUUUUAUAUUCAUUUGCGCAUUUGGACUGGUUACACUUUUACAACAGAUUCUUUAUGGCAAAAACUACAUUAAAAGUGCGCAACAGUUUAGCCGACUCAAAGGAGACGAGACAGGAAAUUGGACCGGCCCUGUUAAUUUCUCGGAUGAUGGAUCUCUGAAGCCUGCCAGAAAUGGGAAGAAAAGGUAUCUGGAUUCAUACGAUGGAUCCUAUGACUACAACUCCACUGCAUGUAAAGAGCUCAGACAGGAGAUUAUGGAUGUCAAAGUCCUGACCAUGGUGAAGACGUCAGAGCUGUUUGAGAGAUGGAGGAACCUGCAGGUGUGCAAGUGGCAGCAGAACAUGGUGGAGACUAACAACUUCAAGAUGUCUCUGUCGCGUUGCUGUAAUGCACCCUCCUUCUUGUUCACCACCAAGAGGAACACCCCAGCAGGCACCAAGCUGAGGUAUGAGGUGGACACCAGUGGCAUCCUGCCCAUCACUACUGAGGUCUUCAAGAUGUUCCCCGACGACAUGCCGUACUCCAAGUCCCAGUUCAAGAAAUGUGCUGUUGUUGGAAAUGGAGGAAUCAUCAAGAACAGCAAAUGUGGGAAGGAAAUUGACUCAGCAGAUUUUGUGUUUAGAUGCAACAUACCACCCAUCAACGAGAAGUAUUCGGCUGAUGUAGGCUCCAAAACAGAUCUGGUGACGAUUAAUCCAAGUAUUAUAACAGAGAGGUUCCAGAAGCUAGAGAAGUGGCGGCGGCCAUUUUACGAGGUUCUUCAGAACUAUGAGAACUCGUCGGUGGUCCUACCCGCCUUCUACAACACGCGUAACACUGAUGUCUCCUUCCGAGUAAAGUACAUGCUAGACGACUUUGACUCCCAGAGGGGCGUGUUCUUCUUCCAUCCUCAGUACCUGCUCAACGUCCAGCGCUUCUGGGGUGUCCAGGGUGUCCGCGCCAAACGCCUCAGCAGCGGCCUGAUGCUGGUCACCGCCGCCAUGGAACUGUGCGAGGAGGUCCACCUCUACGGCUUCUGGGCGUUUCCCAUGAACCCCUCAGGCAUCUUCAUCACGCACCAUUACUACGACAACGUCAAGCCCCGCCCCGGGUUCCACGCUAUGCCCCACGAGAUCUUUAACUUCCUGCACAUGCACACGCGAGGCAUCCUCCAUGUACACUCGGGAGCCUGCACGUGAUUGUGAACCGGAGU